AUGUUUAGAAGAACAGCUGUAAAUCUAGCGCAGAGCGCCGGAAAGGCGAUCCCGCCCGUAAAACUGGCUUACAAGUACAUGCUCAAGGACCCUUCGAAGAAGUACAAGCCUUUUAAGGCGGUAACCCUGCCCAACAGGAAGUGGCCCGACAACAGGAUCACCAAGGCGCCACGUUGGCUGUCCACAGAUCUGAGAGACGGCAACCAGUCGCUCCCUGACCCUAUGUCCGUGGAGCAGAAGAAAGAAUAUUUCCACAAGCUGGUCGAGAUCGGGUUCAAGGAAAUUGAGGUAUCGUUUCCUUCUGCCUCGCAGACCGACUUCGACUUCACGAGGUACGCGGUAGAGAACGCGCCAGAGGACGUGAGCAUCCAGUGUCUCGUCCAAUCGCGUGAGCACCUCAUCAAGCGUACGGUCGAGUCUCUCUCGGGCGCCAAGCGCGCCACUGUGCACUGUUACCUGGCCACCAGCGACAUGUUCCGUGACAUCGUGUUCAACAUGUCCCAGGAGGAAGCAAUUAAGAAGGCCGUUGAAGCCACCAAGCUUGUACGCAAGCUGACUAAAGACGACCCAGCCCAGCAAGCUACCCGCUGGAGCUACCAGUUCUCCCCUGAGACCUUUAGUGACACCCCUCCAGAGUUUGCUUUGGAGAUCUGCGAGGCUGUUAAGGCCGCGUGGGAGCCCACUGAAGAAAACCCCAUCAUUUUCAAUCUGCCAGCUACUGUUGAGGUUGCUACGCCUAACAACUACGCCGACCAGAUCGAGUACUUUUCUACACACAUUUCCGAAAGAGAAAAAGUUUGCAUUUCCACUCAUGCCCACAACGACCGCGGGUGCGGCGUUGCGGCCUCAGAGCUUGGUGUGAUGGCCGGCGCCGACCGUGUCGAGGGCUGUCUUUUCGGCAACGGUGAACGUACCGGUAACGUUGACCUUGUUACUGUCGCUUUGAACAUGUACACUCAGGGUGUCAGCCCCGAGCUCGACUUGUCGGAUCUGAAUUCCGUCGUUGAAGUUGUUGAACGUUGUAACAAGAUCCCAAUUUCCCCAAGAGCCCCAUACGGUGGUGAUCUAGUUGUCUGCGCUUUCUCUGGUUCGCAUCAAGACGCCAUCAAGAAGGGUUUCGCCUUGCAGGAAAAGAGACGUGCCAACGGCGACGAAGAGUGGAAGAUUCCUUACCUGCCAUUGGAUCCAAAGGAUAUUGGCAGAGACUACGAAGCUGUCAUCAGAGUCAAUUCUCAGUCUGGUAAGGGAGGUGCCGCCUGGGUUAUUCUCAGAUCUCUUGGGCUUGACCUACCUAGGAACCUACAGAUUGAGUUCUCUACUACAGUUCAAAACAGAGCUGACUCUCUUGGUAGAGAGUUGAAGAGUCAGGAGAUCACUGAGUUGUUCAAAGAGGUUUACAACUACAGCGGUAACAUCGGCAAGGUCACUCUCCUAGAGUAUGACGUCACUAAGAUUGACGCCGAGCGCAGAUCCUUGACUGGCCAGGUCAGUAUCAACGGGGGCGUCUACGACAUCCAAGGUUCCGGAAACGGUCCUAUUUCCUCGCUCGUUGAUGCUAUGUCGAACUUGUUCAACGUCAAGUUUGGUGUUGCCAACUACACAGAGCACUCUCUAGGUUCUGGUUCAUCCACGCAGGCCGCUUCCUUCAUCCACUUGGUGUACAGACGUGACUCCGACAACGAGCGCACAUUCAAGUGGGGUGUUGGUGUCUCAGAAGAUGUUGGUGAGGCUUCCACAAAGGCUAUUCUCUCUGCCAUCAACAGCAUUGUCCAAUCUGGCGACGUUUCUUUGCCAGAUGCUCCUUCAAAGGCUUCUGCUUCUGCAUGA
Messenger RNA from Lachancea thermotolerans CBS 6340, 1827 nucleotides. It is a transcript of the gene LEU4, whose product is annotated as 2-isopropylmalate synthase LEU4. Bases 1 to 1827 code for a protein of 608 amino acids. The transcript has a single exon. Gene Ontology annotation, cellular component: mitochondrion. Gene Ontology annotation, molecular function: 2-isopropylmalate synthase activity. Lineage: Eukaryota; Fungi; Ascomycota; Saccharomycetes; Saccharomycetales; Saccharomycetaceae. Gene Ontology annotation, biological process: L-leucine biosynthetic process. The record is from RefSeq and is a predicted model, not a curated record.